Messenger RNA from Talaromyces atroroseus, 1155 nucleotides. RefSeq lists its product as hypothetical. The transcript has a single exon. The record is from RefSeq and is a predicted model, not a curated record. Lineage: Eukaryota; Fungi; Ascomycota; Eurotiomycetes; Eurotiales; Trichocomaceae. Bases 1 to 1155 code for a protein of 384 amino acids.
AUGAAGGUCCUUUUGUCGUUUUCAAUCUGCAUCACAGCAAUUCUCGUUGCAAUCACCUACAACAACAACACCCAUAUACCUCUUAUAUUCAAAAACUUGAUUCCAUCAGAGCUCCAAGCUCAAGCUUCCAAUCUUCUGACUCGCUAUUGGAAUCUGGACGCCAAUUCUGAGCAAGCUAGCAGCAACAGCAACAACAACAUCCCACAAGAACAACCACCCAUCCUCCUCAGCCCCUCAAACAACAUGACAGCCGCACGCGCAAUCCGCAUGGCCUUCCAAGCCAUCGAGCAAGCCGAAGGUGCCGGCGCUCGCGUCCGCCGAUCCAUCGGCACGCCCAAACUGCGCAACUUCAGCCCAUUCCUGAUGCUAGACCACUUCACAAUCGGCAAGGGCGCCGGGUUCCCGGACCACCCUCACCGGGGCCAGGAGACAAUCACCUACUUGCUCUCAGGCGGCGUGGAUCAUGAAGACUUUGCCGGCAACCGCGGCACCAUUGGGCCUGGCGACUUGCAAUUCAUGACCGCGGGCAAGGGCAUCAUGCACGCCGAAAUGCCGCACGAGAACGAGGACGGAAGCCCCAAUGUCGGCAUGCAGCUCUGGGUCGAUCUGCCCAAGAACCUGAAAUAUGUUGACCCGCGCUACCGGGACUUGCGCGCUUCCGAAAUCCCCGUCGCUAAAGUCGACGAGGGUAGGGUCAUCAUCAAGGUGAUUUCGGGCCAGUCGCACGGCGUCGAUUCCGUGCGCGACCUCGCCUACACGCCUCUAUGGUUCUUGGAUAUUACCAUCAAGCCGGGCGGGCGAGUCAAGCAGCUGCUCCCCAUUGGCUGGAAUACAUUUGCCUACACGCUGCAGGGCACAACACACUUUGUGACGGACGAGAGCACGAAGCCCAUCAAGCAGUUCCAUAACGUCGUCUUCCAGCAGGCCGGCGACCAUAUCGAGGCGUAUGUGCCCGAUAAUGCCGACGAGGAGAGUCGCUUCAUCCUCGUUUCGGGCCAGCCGCUUGACCAGGAAGUCGUCCAAUACGGCCCGUUUGUGUGCACGACUAAGGAGGAGGUGUAUCAGGCUAUGCUUGAUUUCCAGAGUGCGAAGAAUGGCUUUGAGAAGAGUAUGGGUUGGCAGAGUGAGAUUGGAAAGAGGAUGGCUCGGUAUUAA